UCUUCCGUUUUCCGGUGAGGCGACAGGGCAUCCCAUUCCUGACGAUCGUAUUUAUACCCUCCCCCUUCAAUAAUAGGUGCCCUCCACAGCUGCGAGUGUGACUUCUUUUGGAGUGACACUCGGUAGUGGAGGGGGAGUGUGUGGGGGGCGGUUUGGGAUUCAGCCUGACUCACGCUCAGCGGCUGUGUACUCACUGGGAAAGUCUGACAGGAGGUCCUCACGUACUUCGGUGAGAAGCCAGUUUCCAAGGGAGAAAAGUCGUUACAGUGGUGGAAGUCAAAUGAGGUGAAGUACCCCUUUUUGUCAAGGUGAUCGGCAGGAGGAGAGUCUGAUGGAGGAGCUGAGGAGGAGAAGAGGAACAAUGAAAUCUUCACAAAAAAAACAUGAAAGCAGCAGUCAAGUGAGACAUCAGAAAUCUGCAGAGGAAAACAAUGGGUCCCCAACAACAACAACCAGAGAUGAAUCACUUAGUUGUGAGCAAUGCAGCAAGACUUUUAUCACAGCAAGAAAGCUAAGAAUUCACAAACGCAUUCACAGUGGAGUUAAAACGUUCAGCUGUGAUCAGUGUAAGAAGACUUUUACUCGCAAGAGUCUUUUAACAAGACACCAACUCAUUCAUAGUGGAGUUAAGCCAUUCAGCUGUGACCAGUGUGGGAAGACUUUUACUCACAAGAGUCAUUUAACAAGACACCAACUCAUUCACAUUGGAGUUAAACCAUUCAGCUGUGACCAAUGUGGGAAGACUUUUACUACCAAGAGUAGUUUAAUAACACAUCAACUCAUUCACAGUGGAGUUAAACCAUUCAGGUGUUACCAGUGUAAGAAGACUUUCACUCAAAAGAGUAGUUUAACAACACAUCAACUCAUUCACAGUGGAGUUAAAGCAUUCAGCUGUGACCAGUGUGGGAAGACUUUUACUCACAAGAGUCAUUUAACAAGACACCAACUCAUUCAUAGUGGAGUUAAACCAUUCAGCUGUGACCAGUGUGGGAAGACUUUUACUCACAAGAGUCAUUUAACAAGACACCAACUCAUUCACAGUGGAGUUAAACCAUUCAGCUGUGACCAAUGUGGGAAGACUUUUACUACCAAGAGUAGUUUAACAACACAUCAACUCAUUCACAGUGGAGUUAAACCAUUCAGUUGUUACCAGUGUAAGAAGACUUUCACUCAAAAGAGUAGUUUAACAACACACCAACUCAUUCACAGUGGAGUUAAAGCAUUCAGCUGUGACCAGUGUGGGAAGACUUUUACUCACAAGAGUCAUUUAACAAGACACCAACUCAUUCAUAGUGGAGUUAAAGCAUUCAGCUGUGACCAGUGUGGGAAGACUUUUACUCACAAGAGUCAUUUAACAAGACACCAACUCGUUCACAAUGGAGGUGAACCAUUCCACUGUGAUCAGUGUGUGAAAACCGUUACUGGACAUAAACAGUUGUUGAUCCGUCAAUGCCCCCACUCUGGUAGAAAGCGGUACCACUGUGACUACUGUGAAAAAACUUUCAAGCGCCAUGGGAGCCUAAAACGUCAUCAACACCAAUUCCACACUGGAUAUAAUGUGUUCGUAUGUGAUUACUGUGGCAAACCAUUUGUACAGUAUGCACAGUUAAAAGCCCAUGAAGUGACCCACACCGGGGUUAAACCAUACCUUUGUGACCAGUGUGGGAAAGGCUACCGCUGCAUUCAACACCUCAAAGCUCACCAAUGUGUCCACACUGGGAAGAGACCAUACAGAUGUGACGAGUGUAAGAAGACUUUUACAACUUUGGGUUCCCUGAAACAACACGAGCAGAUCCACAGCAGAAAGAAUGCAUUCAAUCGGUGUCACAGUGAGAAACAUGAAAAGGGGAAUGAAGUGAGACAUCAGAAAUCUGCAAAGAAAAACAAUGGGUCCACAACAACAACAACCAGAGAUGAAUCACUCAGUUGUGAGCAAUGCAGCAAGACUUUUAUCACAGCAACAAAGCUAAGAAUUCACAAACGCAUUCACAGUGGAGUUAAAACGUUCAGCUGUGAUCAGUGUAAGAAGACUUUUACUCGCAAGAGUCAUUUAACAAGACACCAACUCAUUCAUAGUGGAGUUAAAGCAUUCAGCUGUGACCAGUGUGAGAAGACUUUUACUCGCAAGAGUAGUUUAACAACACACCAACUCAUUCACAGUGGAGUUAGAGCAUUCAGCUGUGACCAGUGUAAGAAGACUUUUACUCACAAGAGUAGUUUAACAACACACCAACUCAUUCACAGUGGAGUUAAACCAUUCAGCUGUGACCAGUGUGGGAAGACUUUUACUCGCAAGAGUAGUUUAACAACACAUCAACUCAUUCACAGUGGAGUUAAACCAUUCAGCUGUGACCAAUGUGGGAAGACUUUUACUCACAAGACGUAUUUAACAAAACACCAACUCAUUCACAGUGGAGUUAAACCAUUCAGCUGUGACCAGUGUGGGAAGACUUUUACUCACAAGAGUCAUUUAACAAAACAUCAACUCAUUCACAGUGGAGUUAAACCAUUCAGCUGUGACCAGUGUGGGAAGACUUUUACUCUAAAGGGUAUUUUAACAAGACACCAACUCAUUCACAGUGGAGUUAAAGCAUUCAGCUGUGACCAAUGUGGGAAGACUUUUACUCACAAGAGGAAUUUAACAACACACCAACUCAUUCACAGUGGAGUUAAACCAUUUAGCUGUGACCAGUGUGGGAAGACUUUUACUACCAAGAGUAAUUUAACAUCACAUCAACUCAUUCACAGUGGAGGUGAACCAUUCCACUGCGAUCAGUGUGUGAAAACAGUUACUGUACAUGAACAGUUGUUGAUCCGUCAAUGCCCCCACUCUGGUAGAAAGCGGUACCACUGUGACUACUGUGAAAAAACUUUCAAGCGCCAUGGGAGCCUAAAACGUCAUCAACGCCAAUUCCACACUGGAUAUGAUGUGUUCGUAUGUGAUUACUGUGGCAAACCAUUUGUACAGUAUGCACAGUUAAAAGCCCAUGAAGUGACCCACACCGGGGUUAAACCAUACCUUUGUGACCAGUGUGGGAAAGGCUACUGCUACAUUCAAAAACUCAAAGCUCACCAAUGUGUCCACACUGGGAAGAGACCAUACAGAUGUGACGAGUGUAAGAAGAUUUUUACAACUUUGGGUUCCCUGAAACAACACGAGCAGAUCCACAGCAGAAAGAAAGCAUUCAAUCAGUGUCACAGUAAGAGCGGCACAGAUCUGCACACUGAACACAACCUGAACACCUGCCGAGAAGAUUUCCCUACGCCGGGUUCAGUCCAAGUUCCUGAAGUCGUCCACAAACUUAAAGUCCUUGAGAUCAGGCUCCACAGAAUUCAGCAGAGCGGCACAGAUCUGCACACUGGACACAACCUGAACGCCUGCCGAGAAGAUUCCCCUACGCCGGGUUCAGUCCAAGUUCCUGAUGUCGUCCACAAACUUUAAAGGAUCAGCUCCUCCCUUGGCCUGUAGUGUAAAGCAUUUUAUUAAAAUUGUUGUUUUUUUUUUGCGAUUUUAAUGCCUCACUGAGAUCAGACAGCCACAGUUUGUCUGCACAUGCUGUUUACUGGUUGGACAAGCAUUCGCCGCCUCCACCACAUAUCGUUUCUCUCCCUGUCAUGGGACUUCAACACACCUUGAAAAAUGGCUCGAGGAACACGACCAAGAGCUCCAAACUGUUGAUUGAUGACUUCCAGACUUCCCAAAUUGGAUCUAUGGAGGCUCCACCACAGGACCCAAGGGAUCCACCACCAACCUCCAUCUCCAGAAGUUCCAUCUUCGUGCCUUGGAGGUCUUUCAACACUGUGGAAAAAGUCCCAAAAAGUCCCAGUUCUAAGUAGGAAAUGGAACAAUGGAGGUUUGUUUUGUCGGCCUACAUGUUGAAUUUUACAUUUUUUAAACAAAGAUACUGGACCAGAAGAAAGAAGAAUGGCUGUUUGACUUUAAGCAACCAGCGUCAAGACCUCAACAUGAGUUAUUCAGGAGCGUAAACACUGGAAACUUGACUAAAAGAGCUUCUAGUAGAAGGUUCUUGAAGUCGGAACAUGAAGAAGUAAACAACCCAACAUCAGGCUGGUGGAUUUAAUGUUGUGGCUCUUCAGUUUAAGAGUAAGAAGGCAGUUUUCCUUGAUGAUCUCUGAGUCGUUUUUGUACUUAAGCAGCAUUAACGGAGCUUUAAUUCUCCAUGUUGAAGCCGGUAAUGAAGGCCACAGAUACCAAAGAGGUGGAAACGUCUGCUGAAGGAACAACUUGACGUAUUUCUGUUGUGUUUACUAAAAAAAAGGACUUUUUGUAGUUUGAAAAUAUUAAUUUCUAUCAGUAUUGAAGGAGCUUUGCAACCAAAAAAAGUUCAAUUUUAAUAGUUUUUUGGGGUUGGAUGUUGACAGAAUAUUUAAAGAUGUCAACUUUGAUGUAAUUUUACAGCUUUUUUUAAUGUUUAAAUGUGUUAUUAACGAGGAACUAAAUGUUAAAAGACUCUUUGUUUGUUGUUUGACCAAUCAGUUUGUGUAAAAGAAACCUAAAAGUUGGGGAUUAUAGCUGCAACUGAGACACAAAAAAUGUUUUAAAGUCUGUUGUUGAGUUUCACAGGCCUGUUUUGUGUUUAAUUGUAUGUUUUUUUUAAAUACCAUAAAAUCUGAAAAAUCACUGGAUUUCCAACUUUCUGACAGUCCCUGAACAAUACGUGUGGUGUUUAGUUCCCUUUAGACAAAUUAACCAUAAUUAAGCUUCCAUUUUUAUCAAAUUCAUAUAAUUCUACUCAAGUCCUUUAAUAAUCCUUCAAAUAUAAACCAUUUGCACCAACCACAUUCUGUAAAAAAAACCAAAAAAACUUUUAGGCAUGUUGUGUUUUUUUGUGUCUUUUGCAAAAUAAAAAUCCCAAAAUUGCACCAUA
Acanthochromis polyacanthus (spiny chromis) is the source of this 4889-nucleotide messenger RNA. RefSeq names its product zinc finger protein OZF-like. Gene Ontology annotation, cellular component: nucleus. The coding region runs from base 332 to 3442 and encodes 1036 amino acids. Gene Ontology annotation, molecular function: DNA-binding transcription factor activity, RNA polymerase II-specific; RNA polymerase II cis-regulatory region sequence-specific DNA binding. Lineage: Eukaryota; Metazoa; Chordata; Actinopteri; Pomacentridae. The record is from RefSeq and is a predicted model, not a curated record. The transcript has 6 exons. Gene Ontology annotation, biological process: regulation of transcription by RNA polymerase II.